Tripterygium wilfordii is the source of this 2127-nucleotide messenger RNA. RefSeq lists its product as uncharacterized. The coding region runs from base 368 to 1597 and encodes 409 amino acids. The record is from RefSeq and is a predicted model, not a curated record. NCBI's taxonomy places the organism in Eukaryota, Viridiplantae, Streptophyta, Magnoliopsida, Celastrales, Celastraceae. The transcript has 6 exons.
UUCCUUCCUUUUUACCCAAAUUUAUUGAUUGACGGACGUUGUGUCCUUCCGCCGCUUCGUUUUCGAAACCCAUCUCCUUCUCUUGAAAUCGAUCGUGCUUUUACCGUUUUGUCCUUCUUCGUCCCGUUAGAUCUGUUCGGAUUCUCUCUUCCAUGCAUUUCGUAUUUCUUUAAUUGUUCCUUCUUCAGAUCUUUAUUUGCAGGCUUGAACACAAAUCUCUGCAAAUAUUCAAAACCUUUUGCUUGAUACGACUUUAUCGCCGUUUUUUACUUUCUUGAGGAUUGUAAGAGGAAGCAGAAAUUGUUGUUAGGUUUUGAGGGAUUUAGGGCUUUGAAGCGGUUUUUGCUGAGAUUUGGAGGUUGUGGAUAUGUUGGGGGCUGGACUGCAGUUUGCGCGUUGUCGCGGGGAGGAUCGGUUUCGUAAUACGGCCAAGGCGCGUAGGUCUCACCAGAGCCGGCAGAAUUAUCAACUACGGAGAGCACAGAGCGACGUCGCUGUUAGGCAAUCGCCUUCGAUGAAGGAAAAAUCGGCUGCUGAUUUGGUUAGAGAGCCUGAGAACCGGACUAUGUCCGAGGAGUUAUCGAAACCGGUGGCCUUGCCAGCAUCGGAACCGAUGGCGUCACCUUUGAGUAACUUGGAACGGUUCCUUGAGUCGAUCACUCCGUCGGUGCCUGCUCAGUAUCUGUCUAAGACUACGAUGAGGGGUUGGAGGACUUGCGAUGUGGAAUUUCAGCCUUAUUUUGUUCUUGGUGAUUUAUGGGAAUCUUUUAUAGAGUGGAGUGCUUAUGGCGCAGGGGUGCCUCUAAUUCUGAAUGAUAGUGAUUGCGUUGUUCAGUACUAUGUGCCUUACCUGUCCGGGAUUCAAAUAUACCGGGACUCAUCAAAGUCAUUGCCAAAGACAAGGCGGCCAGGUGAGGACAGUGAUAGUGAUUUCAGGGAUUCAAGUAGUGAUGGUAGUAGUGAUUGUGAACCAGAAAGGGGAUGCUCAAGGGAGCUACGGAAUAAUCAUCAUGUGACAAGCAACAUUCCUCUCACUAUGGAUAGGUUGUCUUUGAGAGAUCAGCACGCUGGUCUUCAAGAUGGUUUUUCCAGUGACGAGGGUGAAUCAGUGAACUCUCACAGUACCCUUCUUUUUGAGUACCUUGAGCAGGACCCACCUUACAGCCGAGAGCCUUUAGCCGACAAGAUAUCGGAUCUUUCCAGUCGGUUCCCUGAGCUGAAGACACUGAGAAGUUGUGACUUGCUUUCUUCUAGCUGGAUUUCUGUGGCCUGGUAUCCUAUUUACAGAAUACCGACAGGACCAACUCUUAAAGAUUUGGAUGCUUGCUUUUUGACCUACCAUUCUCUUUGUACUCCAGUGGGAGGUGUACAAAGUGUACAGGAGUCUGUAAAGAUGGAUUGCAGUAAGAUGGAUGGUGUGCCUAAUAUCACCUUGCCUGUUUUUGGCCUUGCUUCAUACAGAUUCAAGGGGGCCUUGUGGACGCCUAAUGGUGGGUGUGAGCGUCCACUGGCAAGCUCCCUCUUGCAGGCCGCUGACAGUUGGUUAAGACUGCGUCGGGUUGAUCACCCUGAUUUCCUCUUCUUCUCCCGCAGGUGAUUUCAGUUAUGUCCGGCUCUUGAACUCCAAUUAUUAUCAGGUCACUUGUUGGUCCCUGCCUGGUCAACCUGUGAGUUAGAAACUCCCAAAUUUUGUUGAGAGAGCCAGAUAUCAUUUGAGCUGGGAGAGAUUCUCUGCCUCUGUACUCUUGUAAGCUUUCAUAGGAACUGCAAUAAGUAAUAGUGAAUAGAGAAUAUAUAAAUAUAGACGGGAAAACCUGCCAAGGUAUUCUGCGAGGUUAAGAGAUGGUCUGCGCACCUAUCGUAGUGGGCGAGUUUUUUUUUUGUUUUUCUAUAUUUAUUCCAAGUAUGUGUAACACAAAUCCAGGCACUUUUUUCCUGUCCUGAUGAUAGGUACUAAGAUGUAAUGUUUUGUUCAACUUUUUUUAGGGGAUUUCGAUUGGGAACUUGUACAGUAUCUGUUAAGUUUGAGCUGCCCCAGAUAUGUAUCUGAACGGUGACUUUCUUUGGCUGGCAUUAUCUGAAUUGCAAUAUUAAUUAAUGGAGCUGAUAAGUUGGUAUAUGGUGGUU